AUGAACACGGAAGAUUCAUGUUCUUGUGGUACUGCAGCUGUUGUUAUUGAGCCACAGUUUGCUCAGCUAUUCAGGUAUGGCGACAGGUGUUAGGAGGUGGGGUGGGGGAAAUGAAAUAAAUGCUCAAGAAAGGUACAUUCAUCAUGCAUGUCAUCAGUAAACUGGAGGUCCUAUGUUGAUGGAAGUGAGGCUUUUGUAGAAAUGAACAGACCUAUUUCUCAGUGGUUUAGGAUUACCAGUGGCAAAGAGUCAGACUUAUUUAGCUCACAACGCCUUGAUUUCUCUGAGGGUACCACUUUGCUUUCUUAGUGAGAGUUACCUUUUACUCUUAUGUCUGAAAAAGGCAAUGCCAAAAGUGAAGGUAUCAACCCAGUGCUGGAGAUCCUAGCCAUUGCUAAGGGGGAUCGGCAGAGAAAGGAAGAAAGACUUGCCCACAAAUAAAUACAGAGAACUAUGCAUUUGCCUAGUUAUAUGUUCAUUUCACCAGUGCAUUUGCCCUCUUCCCAAAUCCCAGUCAAGAGAGACAAUUUUAGCAUGAGAAUGAGGAACCUCAGGCCCAGGGACUAAACACAGCCCUUCUUAUUCAGCCCUUGAGAUUCACCCUGGUCAUACCCUUCCUAGCUUUCAUUUGGCAGGGACACAUGUUUGAAAUUUAACAAUGCCUCUUGAUGAGAGAUAUGUGUGUGUAACAUCUGAGUGUUGUGUGGCCUACAGCACAAGGCUCAUUUGUUGCUUCUGGCUCCAUGCACCAUUGUCAUAUGGCUCCUGGAAGGUUGCUCAUAAGGGAAUGUGAUCCUCAAUUUGGAAAAUGUCCCCCAUCCCUGCAGUCUAGCAUCUUUUCUCUCCAUCCUCUCCAGCACAUACCUGUUUCCCCAAUUCACAGUUGUGAAGCACACAGGCCUUGUAGAGGCUGUUUGGAUACUCAGGCCAGCCAUUUCUAGUGCAUCUCAGAGGCCAGAAGGUUUUUCAUCUUCUGGGCCAUGAAGCCUAGCUGCCCCCUCCUUGGUAAUCAUGGCACAAUACUAUUUCUGACAGAGCUGACAAAGAGCUUUCUCUGCCCUCCCUCUUGGAUCUUCUUCCCUGCAGCAAUAGCAAAGAGUUUCUGUAGGUUUAGUUGAUAGUCUUCUCUGGGAGCUCAUCAGGUUGUUGAUUUUGCAGGAAACUUUUGGAAAGAGAGGGUUUCCUGGACAGCAGUUACCGUGUGCAGAAGCUUCCUAAUGGUGCCAUGGCCUUGCCUGUGUUGGGACAAAAGCUCACAGCAGAGCACCUGCAUCAGCUGAAGGAAAGUAUCCUGCCUGGGAAGACCUGUGCUUUAACAUGGAUUCUGGUGAGCCAAGUUCUUGUUGGCAGGUUGCUUUUGUUUCAUGACCAACGGGUUUGUCACUACACUUGGCAAUGACUGUUAUCAAGCCUGCCUGCCUGCCUGCCUCCCUCUUUUCUUGCCUUUGUCUUGUCCUCUUCUCUGCUUCCUACCUGCUUCAUUUAUUUGAUGCCAUCAAUUGAUCUCUGAUGCCACAGUAUGGCUGUGUGGUAGUGGUGGGGCCACAUGUUGUUAUUAUACUUCGGGAAUCAUUUAGGCUAUAACGUGAAUAUUUUCCAGGUGUUGAUCUGCAAAACAAUUUUUUAGACUUUUUACCAUAAAGGUGGUGCUUGCUGCCAAUGGAUUUGUAUAGGGUUUGAAAGUGGUGUGUGGUAUGUGUAUGAAAUAGGAAACUGACUAAUCAUUUGCACCCCAUUUGCAGAAUCCCAUUCCUUCAAAAGCGGCCCAAUUCCGGCCUCCCAUCCAGAAACUGUAUGAUGAGUUGCAGUGCCUGAUGUUGAGCCAUGGCAUUGCCUGGUCAAAAGAAUUGGAGAGAGAUCUACCACGCUCCUGGCAACGGCACGGGGAUCUGGUUCUGUUCAGUGAGGAGAGCUUCAGAGAACCCCUAUGGGGAGGGCUGGGUAAAUUACAAACACAACAUUGUGCCAAACCAUUCUGAGCUGCUUCCUUUCUCAGCAAACCCAUUACAACUGUUCUCUUUCAGGACAAGAGCUCUGGGAGGUGGUUGCUGGUGCACUCGGGGCCCAACGUGUGGCAAAACGCGGACGUGUGCAGUCAGAUUUGUUUCGAUCCCCAACAGUGACCCUGUUGCUGGGGGAGGAUGGCUGGGUUGAACACGUAGAGAAUGGAAUUCGGUAAGGGAGAGGUGCAGUGUAAUAUUUUCUCCACCACACUGUCUUCUUUCUUUGAGUUCACUGAAAAAUGGAGUCUAAUUAAGACUUUUUCAUUUCUAGAGCUUAAGCCUAGAAAAUUUAAGGUGUUUAAGGAGUGUUCAUCCACCCCAGUCUUUAGCCAGAUCAGCUUACAAGGGUCAGCAAUGAGACCCAGCCCUCAGGCUUGACAUCUCAGAGAUCCAACACAAAAAGAAAAGGGAGUGGGAGGGAAGAGGAAAAAGCAAACUUAUUUUUAGUUACAGAAUUCUUAUACAGUAAUGGCCAGAUGGAAUGGAAAGAAUUCAAGGAGAGGAGCCAGAAGUUGCUGAUCUUUCAGCUGAGAGGCCCAGAAGUCUCAUCCCUCCCUCUGUUUUGGCCUGAUCUUAUGCUGAAGUAAAUGUGCCCGUCAAAAAUAUGAUAGCUAUUUCUUCCAAUGAAUUCUAAAAAAAGCAAAGGGUAAAUUUGAAGUCUGCAGUCAUUUUCAUGUAGUAAGAUUUUUGAGUUGGCUCUGGAAAACUCAGCUGGUCUGGGUAUUGGGUGAAGAUUGGAGUGGGGUAAGGGUAUGGUGAAUGUUUCACUUCUCAGGGCAAAAGGUAGAUAAGGCUGCAGUCCUAUAUAUACUUAUCUGUGAAUGCGUCCCAUUGCAUUCAGUGCUUACCUUUGAGUAGAUGUGUAGGCAUUGCGCUAUAAGCUUGUUUGUAUAUGUGCACAGUAUUUAGAAAAGAAUCCUUGUAUGCUCUGAAUUUCCUCCCACCCCAAAUAGGGAUUAGUUAAGAACUACAAGUACUUAACAAGUAUACAAGUUUGAUUCCUCGGGGCAUCUUCUGAUUCGGUUGCCUCCACAGGUACAUGUUUGACGUGACACAGUGCAUGCUGUCUCCAGGAAACAUCACUGAGAAGCUGCGAAUAGCAUCUCUGAAGUGUACUGGGGAAGUGGUGGUAGACCUCUACGCUGGUAAAUACUGUGAUACGAGGGAGAAGCAAAGCGGCUGCUGUCUCUUUCUGCAGCCCCAUUUGGGGCACAGCCUAUUUCUAAAUAGUUUAGCCUUCCAGAGAUGGGUCUUGAAGCCAGGUGGGCGCCUUGAGCCAUGUAUAGAAGUAGCAUGAACUCAGUUUGCUUGAUUUCUCUUUUUUAGUUCCCUCUUCCAGGGGUCUAGCCCUCCUAAAGUUGAACUACAUUUCCCAUGCAUCCUGUGCUGUGACUGGCAGCAUGGUUCUCUAGCCCUAUCAAGAAGCAUUUAACCCAUUUCUUUGCCACCUAAGGCUUCUAAAGAGAGCCCUGCUGGAUCACAUCCAGAGUUCAUUAGUCCAGCAUCCUGUUUUCUACAUUGCAGCCAUGCAGGUUCCUCUGGGAAGCCCACCAAUAGGAGAAGAGUGCAGUAGCACUUACCUGUGCACCGCAGCGGCUUGUAUUCAGAGGCACACUGCCUCUGGUUGGGGAGCUAGUAGCCAUAUAACCCUAUCAUUUGUCUAACCCACUUUUAAAGGUAUUCUGUAAGAUAACGAGUGGCUGUUCUCCCCCUUGUCUUCAGGGAUUGGCUAUUUCACCCUGCCGUACCUCAUUCAUGCUGGUGCUGCCUUUGUCCAUGCCUGUGAGUGGAACCCGCAUGCCGUGGAAGCACUGCGGAAGAAUUUGCAACUGAACCGUGUGCAGGAUCGGUGCCGCGUUCACCAGGGAGAUAAUCAGAAGGUGAGCAAAGAGGGGUAGAAAUGACCUAAGUAGAAUGAAUAAAUUAUCAUCUCUCAUCAUCUCUGACAUUUGCCCGUGCUGAUGGGAGCUAGAAUCCAACAAUAUGGAAGGGUCACCAAAACCGAAUGUUGGAAGAUUAACAACAGACAAAAGAAAGUCUUUCUUCACACAGUGCAUGGUUAAAACUAGAGAGCUUGCUCCCACAGGAGGCAGGAAUGACUCCUAAUUUGGAUACCUUUAAAACAAGUUUGUGGAAGAUCAUGCUAUCAAUGACUACUUAAGAUGGUUGGAAAGUGCAUUGUAUGCCUCCUUCCAGCAACUCCUGCAGCCAAACAUAUUGCUCUGCUUUCUUUUGGACUGCAUCACUGAGGCUGAGAAGGGGAGUCUUAUUGGAGCAGCCCAGGACCUCCCUACACACUGCCCAGGCUUGUGCCCUGGAGAGGUCAUUUUGGCGCUGCUAAUGCAGUGGUUUGACUUCAUCUCGAGAGGCACACUCCAUUGUCUCUCGAGACAAACAGAUGGCAACAAAUGGCAGCAUUGAUAAAUCCUGCAAAUACAGUGAUAAGACACACUCUCCUCCCUCCCAUCACAACCUCUCCUGAAAACUCUAUUUAGGCACACUUUUUCAGAACUUUGCUUUUACUCUGGUUCCAGCCGCUGCUUUUAUGGUUGAGUGCCAUCUACUUUUUCUUUUUAAAUGGUUCUACUUUUUAAAAAAGGUUUUACUUAAUUACAAGGUUUUGCUUUUGUAUUUUGUUAUGUAAGCUUUUUUGUGUACAUCAGUAAAGAGUAAAUAAGCAGGAUAUAAAAUAAUAAUUGUCAGGGCAAAGCAGGCAGAAAGGAGGUCUGGCAGCUGGGUCCAAGGAACAGGGUCUUUUGAGCUGUGUCCCUCUCCCCUUGAAAUAUGCUAUCCUUGGUAGUUUUUAGGGAACCUUAAAAAGCCUUGUUUGUUUGUUCCGCAGUGCUCCAGAUGUGGGAGUCUAAUAGGCAGUAGCCUCUAUUUUUAGUCUAACACUGGUGUAGCUGGCUGUGAUGUAUUGAUUUGUAAUUUGUUAAGGAUGGUGCCUACUUUAUUAAAUGCAUAAAGGAUUCAGGGUCUUCUGACUUCAUUGGCCCUGACAUGGGGGUUGAUCUCUGCCACUUGCUUGUAUUCACGAAGUAGAGUUUUAUUCGUCUCUGAUUGUCCAGCAGUUCAGUUUCUCACCUGUUGCCCUCCGAAGCAACAGAGUGAGAAUUGCUAUAUUAUCUGUUAGAGCAGCCCAGACUUCCCUUUGCUGCCUUCUCUGCAUUCCUCUCUGCGUCUCAAAUACAUUUUUGUUUUUUAAAAGAAACAAAGUCUCCCCUCACAUUUUCCUUCUGUUAUGCCUGCUCUCAUUCUUCCCCUUCCAUUCAGUGAUAUAUUAUGCGGUUUGUACGCCAAAGGUCCUCAGUUCAAUCCCUGGCAUUUCCAGUUAAAACAAUCUCAGGAAAAGUGCACAAAAGGCCAGUCUCCUGCCUGAGCUGUGUGACACGCGCUGCCAGUCAGGGUAGGUGAUGCGGACAAAUCUCAAACUUGCAAAACACAACUGUCUAUGUUCUUUCCUUGUUUGCAGCUGGAACUGUGGGAUGUCGCUGACAGGGUGAAUCUGGGACUGAUCCCCACGUCGGAGGCAGGAUGGCCAAUCGCCUGCCGGGUUUUGCGGAAAGAUGUGGGUGGGAUCCUGCAUAUCCACCAGAAUGUGGAAUCCUUUCCAGUGAAUGCCCUUAGGCUGCACCACAAUCCACAUCAAGAUCAACCUCGCGAGCAGCUCCCAGUGCAAGCGGUGUCCAGCGUACAAGAGGACAAGGUGGCCCUUGCGGACCACAGUAUUCUGCAGGAUGCAGGAAGUAAGGACCUGGCUCUCUCAGCCAGGGGCGAGUGGCAAAGGUGGGCAGAGGCCACAGCAACCCAGAUCAGGACUUUGCUUCAGGAUUUGGACGGGAAGCAGUGGAGGACAAAAAUCCUGCACAUUGAGCAAGUGAAAUCUUACGCCCCUCACGUGCACCACCUGGUCUUGGAUCUGGACUGCCGGCCCCUUAUGUGGCACACAGGUAGUUAGUUGGCUUUCCUACAGGAGCAGCACUAGGAGAAAGGUUCCCCAUCUUUAUGGGUCUGAGGGCACAUUUGGGAAUCUGAGGAAUCUGUCAUAGGCAGCACAAAAUACCCAUUUUGCAGAAGUGAAGACUGGUGAGGCUCUGAACUUCUGCCCUAGACAGGUGAAACAACUGCAACCUUCCCUCCUCAAGCCCCAAGUAAAACACAGACAAAAAAGGAGGAUGAAACUGCUUCCCAAACAGCAAAAGCGAACAACAAAAUGAAAAGAACUUGCCUAAAAAUAAAAGAUAAGGAGGAACUGGGGGCCUGGUGAGGUCCUUCAAAGGUGUUGUGGUUCCUACAGUCACUUCAUUGGGGAAUCCAGCUCUAGAACAUGGUCUUUUCUUCAUGGCACUAGCAGAGAGGUUUAGAGGAAACAGCUUUGGGUUUGGGCAGCAGAAAUGCAUGUUAUUCUUUUGGAUCUGCAUGCAAUUCUUCACUGCCAUCCUCUUUUAUCCCUAGUGAUAUGAUUGCUGUUGUUCAUCUUGGGAGCGUUCUGGCAGGAAACGGGGCCAACUUAUCUCCUAAAACCUUGCUGUGAGCCCUGCGUUUUCUCCAACUAAAUUAUACUCUGUUUUCAAUGGACCAGCCCGGUACAGUUUUUCUAGAAAAAGAGGUGCCAGAACUCACCAUGAACGCCUCCAUUGUUCUCUUAGAAUUGCAAUGGUCCCCACUUGAGAGAUGCUGGAACUGAGUUCUAGCUAAAUAAAAAAGCCCUGGACCUGCCUAUGAAUUUCAGUAGGUCUACUUAGAGUAGGACUAGCAUUGGCUACAAUCCAAUCUUUAGGAUGCUCUUGCAUUUUCACUCAUCUUAACAUGAGGUCACUGACAAUCUAUACAUCAGAGGCCGCCAGCUUUUUUGACCCCUGGGCAUGUUUGCAAACCAGAGAAGCUGUUGUGGGCAUCACAUGCUCAUCUCCACACCCCUUGCAAUGAAGCACACACCACAGCCUGUUCAGUUUGCUAUAGCAGAGUCCUUACUUCAAGCCUAAUUUUAGCAAAUGGCGAGGACGUCCCAAGCACCAGGGAAGUCCUUUCCAGGCAUAUGUGUGCCCUUGGGAGCCAGGUUGGCAACCCCUGCCAUACCCUGUAUUUACAGGAGUUGGCAACUGAAAGUCUGUGAGCAAGGUGAGGUCUACGGAUGACCAUUUGCUGGCCCAUUAAUCCUUGAUGUCAUCUCCUACCUGCUUCCUCUUUUCUUCCCAUUUCGCCCCUUCUUACCUUUGGAAUAUCCUGGAAGAAACCUAAAGGACCCCUUUGUCCUGCAAAUGGCAGAGGGAAAGUGUUUUCACAGAGGAAGCAAAGGCAUGGGAAGUGCAGUGGGGGUGGAAUAUUUGAUUCCAUCUAGUGCCCACCUUGCUUGUGCUAAGAAUACCAAACUUUUACUGUUUUCAAUGCCUUGGCAGGGCAGCAUAUUUUUUUAUUUGGGUGCCAGCCAGUUUCUAGUACAAGGAUGUCUCUGAGUAGAUGACGUAUUUGCCCUAGGGGCCUAUUCAGCCCUCAGUGCUUUACCCAGGCAACAUCUCUUCUUUAUAUUAUUUUAAUUUUAUUGGGGUUUCAUUACUUUUCAACAAGCAUCUUUUAACUUUUUGUAGUUUAUCUGUAUAGUUUCAAUUUGUGUAAGUCCUGGUCUGGGAAAAUGGUGUGGCAAAUAAAUAAUAAAAAUUUUUAUUGGCUCUGCUCCAUGCCCUCCUUGAGUGGUUUUGCCUGGCUGGAAUGUGCCCUUGAAUGGCAAUAAUGUGUCUUGCUUGCCUGGGUGGAGAGAGGUGUGUGAAGAAGCCUUGGACUGCUUGAACGUAACCUACUGCUGCCUCUAGCAAGCUUGGGCUCCCAGAUGUUGUCGGACUGCAGGUCACAGCAUCCUUGACCUUUGGGGCCAACAACAUCUGGAGACCCAAGGCUGCAUUACCGUACAGAAGGUAAGGGUUGCAUCCAUUGCUUUGCCCCCUUUUGCCUCUAUUUCAGCCCACCCCUGGAAGGUUUCCCAAGAGGCAAAGUGGCCCUCGGGCUGUAAAACCUUCCUACCCCUGGACAUGGGCGUAGCCAGGAUUUUUGUUGGGGGGGGCAGUCCUUUUGUUGGGAGGAGCAGAACCUCAAUUACCUAUGUAUUUUUAUUUCUUUUUAUUGAUGGGGGGCAGCUGCCCCUCCCUGCCACCCCCUUGGCUACGCCCAUGCCCUUGGAAUAGAUCAAUCACAUGCGAAUGUCUUGGCGCAGCUUUGGAAGUGUGUUUCAUUUGUAUGGGUUUAAACUAGAGUAAAAUUUCUGGGAAGUUACUGUGCCUGGAAAUUGGGGAGCAAAAGGUGAGUGCAGGUAAGCCCUGAAUGUUCAGAGUAAAUAUAGGCCAGGAUUCCUGUUUGGGCUCCAUGAGGCAUCGUCUCAAUCUGGGAUGUACAGCCUUUGCUUUUUUGCCUCAAUCUAAUCUCCUGCCUGCCCGCAGGGUAGCAAUGGGAGCUGUGAACUCAUUGUCUGGGUGGGGUGCCUACCUGCCAACACUAAGGCCUGUCAUUUUUGUUAUCAUAGCUCAGAACCCAGAGAGCAAACGGAGCAUGAGUCAUCAUUGGCCAGCUUUCCCUUUGUUCUGGAAGCCACCUCCUGCGUAAGGGAGCCUCUAAAUCAGUGCCAAGCAGCAGCAGCAGCAGCAGCAGCAGCAGCAAAGGUGGUUGCCAAGAGGAAGAUCAGAAAACCUAGAGGCUAGGCUAAAGGGAAGCAUUUAAUCACUGGAUACAGGAAGAGACUUGGAAAUCCUUGCAGGCAAAAAGUAAAAGCCACUCUCGGAUCUGGGGCCUGUACAAACCAGUCUGGUCUGACCCCACCCACGUUAUCGCCUGUUAGGGUUUUUGUGUGUAUUCUUGGGGAGGAGUUCAAAUCCUGCAGCUGGUGAUGACAUGUAGCCAGAUAGGUCAUCUGCGUACUUUGGACUAGGACCAGCCCACCUCUCCUCUGCACUAGCUUUCUGCAGCAGUGCUAAAUUUGACAAUAGCACCUGUGUCACUCUUUGUGCCAAGCAGCAAGCUGGGAGAGAUAGGAGUUUUGGUCUGAUUCAGCAGGUCUCCUCCUGUCUUCAAUAAGGUGCAGAUAGGAGCCUAGGAAGCUAGCUGCCUCCUACUGUGCAGUCAGACCCAUAGGUCCAUCUAGCUCAGUACUGACUAAUGAAAGACCGUGUCCUACCCUCCACACUCUGGUGUUAAGAUCAGUAGAGGGGGCUCUCUUAGUAACUCCAUCAGAAGUUCAGGUGUGUUUGUGGCUGUGUGGCCCAGGAGAGGGCAUUAUCUGUGGCAGCCUGUGGAUUGUUUUCUUCUGUGCCAUUCCCUCUCCACAGAGAUGCAUCCGGUACCUUCAUAGUAAUAGUUUAUGCCAUAUGCUGGAGAGUCACCUCUUUACCCUGGCUUUGACACUUGAGACGUGUUUUCAGGACCUGCCCUAUUCAAGUAACUCAUUUAUCUUAGCUGUUUUAAAUAUUGCAUUUUAAAUUAUUGUAACCUGCUCUGAUUGUGAAGGGCAGUGUCUGGCAGCAGCUGUCCAGGGUUUCGGGCAGGGGACAUUCCUGGUCCUACCCAGAGUUUCCAGGGAUUGAACCUGGGUCCUUCUGCCUGCACAGCAGAUACUGUACCACUGAACUACAACCCUAUUUAUGUGCUAGAACAUUUUAGCUUCUCUCUUUUUUUUAUAAGAUAUUUAUUAAAGUUUAGACAUUACAAAGAAAAGAGAAGAGAAACAAAAGAAAAAUACAAGCAAUAAGCAAUUACAAAACCUCAAAAACAAAAAUGGGUACAGUAAUACAAAACAUCAACAAUACAAAAAAGAAAAAAACAAAAAACAAAAAACAAAAGCAUUUAAAAAACCCAAAAGAGAACAGACAAACAUACAACCCCCCCCCCCAUAUUUUCAUAUCCUUAUCUUUCAUUUGCUUAUUUCCUCGACUUCCUCACACCUCCUUUUUUGUAUUCUAGUUCAAUUAAUUAUUCCAGCAAGUCCUUUCCCUCUUUCUCAAAUUUAGUUCCAUAAUUUAUCUUAAUGCAAUUUAGACUUAAAUUUACAUCUUUACCCAAUGUCAAUCUGUUCAUACUUAAUUCUUUAUAGUAUUUCUACUAAAGUCAUAUAGCUUCUUUCCAGCAUCCUUCUAACAUUCAUUAAUUUUAGAGUAUUUCUGUAAAUAUACUUUAAAUUUUUUCCAAUCUUCUUUCACCGACUCUUCUCCCUGGUCUCGGAUUCUGCCAGUCAUUUCCGCUAAUUCCACGUAGUCCAUCAGCUUCAUCUGCCAUUCUUCCCUGGUAGGUAGGUCUUGUGUCUUCCAGUGCUUAGCAAUAAGUAUUUUUGCUGCUGUUGUGGCAUACAUGAAAAAAACUCUGUCCUUUUUUGACACCAAUUGGCCCACCAUGCCCAGGAGAAAGGCCUCUGGUUUCUUUAAAAAGGUGUAUUUAAAUACCUUUUUCAUUUCAUUAUAGAUCAUCUCCCAGAAUGCCUUAAUCUUUGGGCACGUCCACCAAAGGUGAAAAAAUGUACCUUCAGUUUCAUUACAUUUCCAACAUUUAUUAUCGGGCAAAUGAUAAAUUUUUGCAAGCUUGACUGGUGUUAUGUACCACCUGUAAAUCAUUUUCAUUAAAUUCUCUUUUAAGGCAUUGCAUGCCGUAAACUUCAUACCAGUGGUCCAUAACUGUUCCCAGUCAGCCAUCAUAAUAUUAUGUCCAACAUCCUGUGCCCAUUUAAUCAUAGCAGAUUUCACCAUUUCAUCCUGAGUAUUCCAUUUCAACAGCAAGUUAUACAUUCUUGACAAAUUCUUAACUUUAGGAUCUAACAAUUCUGUUUCCAGCUUUGAUUUUUCCACUUGAAAACCUAAUUUUUUAUCCUGAUUAUAUGCCUCCAUUAUUUGAUAAUAAUGGAGCCAAUCUCGCACUGUUUUUUAAUUUUUCAAAGCUCUGUAAAUUUAAUCUGUCACCCUCUUGUUCCAAAAUUUCUCAAUACUUGGCCAUUUGGCCUCCAUAUUGAGUUUUUCUGGGCCUUUGCCUCCAUAGGUGACAGCCAUCUUGGGGUUUUAUUUUCUAACAAAUCCUUAUAUCUUAUCCAGACAUUAAACAGUGCUUUUCUUACAAUAUGGUUUUUAAACGCUUUGUGUGCUUUGACCUUAUCAUACCACAAAUAUGCAUGCCAACCAAAUACAUUAUUGAAACCUUCCAAAUCCAAAACAUCCGUAUUUUCAAGAAGCAUCCAUUCUCUCAGCCAGCAAAAAGCAGCUGAUUCAUAGUAAAGUUUUAAGUCUGGCAGGGCAAAUCCACCUCUUUCUUUUGCAUCAGUUAAAAUCUUAAAUUUUAUAUGAGGCUUCUUGCCCUGCCAGACAAAUCUGGAAAUAUCUCUCUGCCACUUCUUGAAACAGUCCAUUUUGUCCAAAAUUUGCAGUGAUUGAAACAAAAAUAACAUUCUUGGCAAUACAUUCAUUUUUAUCACAGCAAUUCGGCCUAGCAACGAUAGCUUCAAAUUUGACCAUAUUUCUAAGUCUUUUUUCACUUCAGUCCAGCAUUUUUCAUAGUUAUCCUUAAAUAAAUUCACAUUCUUAGCAGACAUAUUGACCCCUAAAUAUUUCACUUUCUUAACCAGUGUCAGACCUGUCUCCCUCUGAAACUUCUCUCUCUCAAUCACAUUCAGAUUUUUCUCCAGAACUUUAGUUUUCAUCUUAUUCAGCUUAAAACCUGCUACCUGGCCAAAUUCUUAAUCAAUUCUAAUACUCUUUUCGUACUUGAUUCUGGCUCCUGUUAAGUCAAUACUAAGUCAUCUGCAAAUGCUUUCAGUUUGUACUGUUUAGCUCCCACUUGUAUACCUUUAACCAACUGGUCCCUUCUAAUCAUAUUUAGCAGAACCUCCAGGACCGAAAUAAAAAGCAAUGGAGAGAUUGGGCAGCCCUGUCGUGUUCCUUUCUCAAUCUUGAAUUCUUCCGUCACUACGUUAUUCACAAUUAAUUUAGCCUUUUGUUCUGAAUAAAUUGCACCUAUACCAUUUCCAAAACUUUUACCAACCCCCAUCCCCGAUAAAUUCUUCUUCAUAAAACUCCAAGAAAUAUUGUCAAAGGCUUUCUCCGCGUCCACAAAAAUCAAAACUGCUUUAGUAUUAAUCUUCACUUGUAGCUUUUCUAAAAUAUUAAUUAUAUUCCUCGUAUUAUCAGACAAAUGCCUGCCCGGGAGAAAGCCCGCUUGGUCUUUAUGAAUUUCUUCCGCUAACACCUUUUUUAAUCUUUUAGCCAAAAUAUCUGCAAAAAUUUUAUAAUCCACAUUAAGCAAUGAUAUGGGACGGUAGUUUUUAAGUUGCGUCUUCUCAGACUCUGAUUUUGGUAUAAGUGUAAUAUAUGCUUCUUUCCACGACUCAGGUGCCCUUUUCCCUUCCAAUAUUUCAUUACAGACUUCCUUUAAUGGUUGUACUAACCAUUCUUUCAAGGUUCUGUAGUAUCUAGAAGUCAGUCCAUCCGGUCCUGGAGAUUUACCUAGUUGCAUAUUCUGAAUGGCCCCUUCUACUUCCUUAGAACAUUUUAGCUUCUCACCUUGUCAGCUGCUGUUUUGUUACUCAAAGUAACAUAUAUAUUAUUUUAGUGAUAGUAUAUAUGAUACAGAUAUUCCUUUGCCUGAGAAGCCAGGAAUGCCCCUUUUUCUAAUAAUGCAGUUGUUGCCAUCAGUUUUUAUAAUAGGCUCAGGGCACUCUUAGUAGGACUGCAUGCUCUCAAAGCAUUUCUUACGUCCAGUAAAAGCAGGGCCUUUAUUGUGGUGGUGCCGGUCAUUUGGAAUGCACUUUCAAUGGACAGCAGUAAACACAAAGGUUGCGGACGUUACUCAUCAUCUAGAUAGCCUGAUAGGUAGUGCUGGAGAGGUAUCAGUGGUCGUGGUGCAUGUAAGCACCAAUGACAAGGAAAUGUAGUCUCGAGGUCCUGGAAGCCAAAUUUAGGAUGCUAGGUAGGAUGCUGAAAGCUGAGACUGGCUUACAGCUGAUCUGUUCACCCAGGCUUUGCCUGAGGGGUAAUCCUGCUAUGCUGAUUUAUCAACCUGUUAUUGUGAUUUGUGGUGUAUUCUGUAUUCGUUUUAUGAAGGUUGCAGGCUUGCCAUCUCUGCCUUAUUAAGUACUUGUAUUUAUAAGUAGUAUUUGACAAUGUUAAAAAAAAAAGCUGCACAAUUAAUCAGGGGCAAAUGCCUUCUCAGUAGUGGCACUACAACUGUAAAAAUUGCUGAAAGGAACCUAAAGAAAAGCCCUGCUAGAUCAGAACAAAGACCUCUUGGGGUACCUCAAGACUCAUUAUUUUGUGAGAAGGAUUCAAGCACAUACCCAAAAUUUAUGCCCUGUUUUAGGAGAACCUAAUCACUCAAAGAGCUAUCCUUUUCAUAGUGGUUUAACAACCAACCCUUCUUCUCAGGGAAAUGUAGCUCUGUGUGGAGAAUAGGGGCAGUACUAGGAAUUCUCGGUCCCUAUGAUUUUUUGGCCAUGACUGUUAAAAGUGGCAUAAAGGUAAAGGUAAAGGGACCCCUGACCAUUAGGUCCAGUCGUGGCUGACUCUGGGGUUGCGGUGCUCAUCUCGCUUUAUUGGCCUAGGUAGGCGACGUACAGCUUCUGGGUCAUGUGACCAGCACGACUAAGCCGCUUCUGGCGAAUCAGAGCAGUGCACGGAAACGGCGUUUACCUUCCCGCCGGAGCGGUACCUAUUUAUCUACUUGCACUUUGAUGUGCUUUCGAAUUGCUAGGUUGGCAGGAGCAGGGACCGAGCAAUGGGAGCUCACCCCGUUGUGGGGAUUCGAACCACCGACCUUCUGAUUAGCAAGCCCUAGGCUCUGUGGUUUAACCCACAACGCCACCCGCGUCCCUUAAAAGUGGCAUAGUACAGCUUUAUAUAGUGCAGAUGGGACUGAGGUUUUAGCACUUAAAGUGGAUUGUAGUGGUCUAUUGCCUUUUUUUUUUUUUGCUGUUAGUAAAGUGAUGGAAUGCUCUGAAAAGUGUGGUAUGAAUGAAUGAUUAACAGCGCGAUGUGUAAGGGCACCCUGCAAAUCCGAACAAAUGCUCAUUGUUCUGCAACUGUCCUGCAGACAAAACUGGAAUGAAUGCUUAAACAAAAGCCGCACAUAGUCUAAUCUCUGUGUCACCUUUGUGCAAGCAAAUCAAGAUGAGUGCUCAAUAAACAGGUCGUCUGGAGGAGCCUAAAGUCCAGCAUCCUGUUUCUCAAAGUAGCCAAGCAGAUGCCUAUGGGAAGCCUGCAAGCACGACAUAAGGACAAUCGCCCUUCUGUGGGAGAAUUGCCAGGCUCCCGCACUUCCUGCAUCUUGAGAGAAGGUUGUGGGGAGUGAUUAGGAAGCCUUGUUCCUCUCGUAGGGCUGCAGUUCCCAAAGUGGUUUAACGACGAACUCUUGAGAAUGCUAGAUCAGGGAGGGAAAUAUUAGCCUCCAAACAGCUCUCAGCACCCAUAACAAACUGCGGUUCCCAGGAUUCUAUAGGAGAAGCUAUGACCGUUUAAUGUGGCAUGCUUUGUAUGCAUACAUAGCUGUGAACUUUUCCCUUUCUUGUGAGGAAUCCUAUUCAGAAUAAGGGAAUUUCCCUUAAAAAAAGGGAAAAGUUGACAGCUAUGUAUUCAUAGCGCAGAUGAGACAUAAUGUCCAGCUUUAUGUCAAUGGGCUUCAGAACUUGCUGCUUUUAGGAUGCUCUUGAAAAUGUUUUUAGUGCAGCAUUGCUGACUUAUUUAAACACGCCCCCCCCCCCCGCGCGCGCAAACACCCCUUUUAGUCCAAUCGAAAGUUUGCAGUAGAUAAAUAGCAACCGAUUAAGCCAUACUGUGUUGGGAAUAAAUCCUGAUCUCGGCUUUAAAAGGUUGGCAAAAGGGCGUGGUGCCUUUAAGGAAACGGCUCCUCCCAGGUCAGGGAAAAAUUCAAGCUGUUCCUGAAGCAGCUGUGGUUGGUGGUUAACCGCGACGAGAGCAGGGGAAUCUGCGGGGCGCGCUGCGUACAGGUACCCCUCUUUUUCCAUGCCAAUUCCUCAUCUGCCCCCACCCCCUCGCCCCGCCAUCGUGGGGCCCCACUCAGCACUCCACCUUCCAGCCCUGGGCCCCUUUCCAAAGUAAGGCUUUUGCACCACCACCAGUUUCUGUCCUCGAUUUCAUCCCCGCCCUAGUUCGCAAGCCUGUUUUGCCUGCUUUUAAAAGGCUAGCGUGGCAUUAGUUAACCACCUAGGGGACAGGUGCCGUUCCCCAUCCCAAAGUCCUGCUUGGAUGGUCUGGCCUGCAGGUCCUCCUUUGGUGUGCAAAGGCUGGCUGGGUUUAGAAAGGCACUCGGCAUGUGCUUUGGGGCAAGGGUUCCAAGUCAAUACUGCUUGGACUUACCUGGAAGUAAGGGACGGGAGUCCUCGGUGAGGGGUCUGCCCAAAGUUCUCUCGUGAGGUGUGUAUCCAUUGUUCUUUCGCCCUAAUGUUUUCCUGGGCUCGCUCUGGUUUAUGAACUGUGUGUUUCCUUUAUCAGGUGCAUUGUUUAGAAACAGCAGUCUUUGCUGUUAAAUCCCGGUGUGUUUUUAUGUUGGCUUCAGGGAUUUAACUUCCCCUCAAACCUGUUGGAAUUGUAUAUGUGAAGGUGUUCAUAUGGAGAGUCUUCCUGAGCAUGUGCAAAGUGUUUUUCCCUUUUAUCAAUUCAUUUAGUUGUUAGUUGCAUUUAUAUCCUCCUUUUCCUCCAGGGAGCUUAAGGUGGCACACAUGGUUCUCCCCCUCUCCAUAUUAUCAUCACAACAACCUUGUGGGGUAGACUAAGCUGAGGAUUGGUGACCCAGCGAGCUUGGAUUUGAACCCUGGUCUUGGCAUAGCAGAGUAGUUGCAGCUUGCAGGAGGAAACCUUAAGUCAGAUGACAUAGCCUCAAGGCAGACUCAUGUUCUUGGGCGUAAGGGAGAGAAUUUUAGGCACAUUCAAAGGUGUUGCCUCUUACAUUGCAAGAUCCAGAGCUGAUCAUCUGACAUUACAAGUGAAGGGCCUCCCCAGUCUGGGUUUCAUUUUGCUUUUUUGACAGGUACAUUCCGUAGCAUAGCAACAAGGCAAUCGUAUUUAUUCAUUUUUAUUUACUUAACAAGAUUUGUAUAGCACUUGGCUGUAAGAAAACCUCUAAGUGGUUUUCUUUUUCUUUCUUUUUUUAAAAAAACAAUAAGUAAGUUAAAGCAUGCAAUUUAAAUAUUUAAAAGAGAAUUAAAAUUAGCUGUAAGCAAAAUGAGAUUUUAAAAUGUGAACACCUACACACAUCUAGAUGUGUGUUCUAAGCAGGUGCCGAAAAAACAACAACAAAAGGUGCGUGCCUGGUGUCAAUGGGCAGGGAGUUCCAAAGUGUAGGGCUGCCACCCUAAUUUUUUUUUCUUUUUCUUUUUAGAAUUAUGGCAUACUGGACUGUCUAUACACUAUUCUGCUUUAUUAGUUUUCCCGCAGUACUUCCCCAAGGUUGUUACAUGAUUACUGGCAUUUGGAAGGGCUCUCUUGAGCUAUUGUGCAAGAAAAGCAAGCGCUCCCCCCCCCCCCCAAAAAAAAAACUUACAGGCUCUCCGCUGGAAGUUGCACUGAGUAGAAAUGAAGCAGUGUGCCAUCUCUGAAAACAGAACCGCAUAUGACAGCCCUGAUACCAUCGUGAGCAUAAAUCAUUAUGAAUGCACAGCAGAAGGGUGGCUCACUCAUAGGCUGGUUAAGAUGAGUAUGUUUUUGUCAGCUAUGUUGGGCAAGAACUGUCUCAUUUCUCUCAAGGGAAUCGUUACAGGUAGUUGUUUGAGGAAUGGCUUCCUCCUUCAGAAGUGGAAGGGUGUGCGUGUGUGUGUGAGACCUAACCAGGCAUAUCAGCUAAGUGGAGCACUUCGCAUUGUGCGCUGUUUUUCUAUGGUUAGUGCUAAAGAGUCCAUGACCAUGUGUUGAUAAAAGUUUUCGAAAAUGUCAUGUGUUCUUCCACAGGAUCCUGUGGAAUGGUGUGUUGCUGCUGUUUCAUAGGAACCAAAUCCUAGGAGCCAAGGUCCCUUCGACCCCCCCUAAAAUAUUUGAGGGGUCCUGGCGCCCCCAGAGUUGAUGAGCAUUGCCAUUCAAAUAGUGUGAAUGUGCCGUAUCAUGAGAUUGACUAUGUGGUGUGGGAUUUACCUGGGCCCGCCAAUAUUUUAUUCAAGCUGGCACCCCUGGCUGUUUUGUGUUUUAAUGAUUCUGUGCCAAUUCAAAUAUCCCAAACAGCUUUGGAGGCCAGCUAGGGGUCCUUCAGCCCAUGGCGUAGGAAGGGGGGUGCGGUGGGUGCGGGUCACCCUGGGUGUCAUCACUGAGGGGGGUGACAAAAUGGCAAAAAUAUGUGAUUUUAAAAAAAAAUUGGGCUCAUGACACUUUUUUAAAUUUAAGAAACAACAACAACUUCCUCACCCACUGCACCCCCCUCCUAUGCCACUGGUAGCUAGGUGAGGCGGGGGGCACUGGGCGUCACACUGUGGGACCUGCAGCGUGCCUGAGCAACGCAUCUCUCCUGAGGCGGAGGCGGCGGGCGGACUGCCUGCAAGCUCUGCGCUGCAUUUUCGAGGAGCACGGGGCUUGCGUCUGCCCGCCGCCUCAGCUGCCCUACAGCUGAGGGGAAGGUUGCAGAGAGGCUCCACGCCGCGCGCGCUGCUCCUGGCACGCUACUGCCUUCGGCUAAGGCACACUCCUGAUCUUGAAACAUGAAGCAAUAUGUUUGGUGUGGGUGCACUUGUACGCAGGACGGGGGACACCAGGUGGAGUGGAAAAUAGGAUAUUGAGUCUCCUAUCCUGGCGUCCCAAGAGGUAUUUGUUUUUCAAAUACCAGAGCUGAGUGUUUUUAUCAAACAUGCUUCCUCUUUGCUGUGGGAAAAUGUGGGGCAGCUGAGCAGGAAAUUAAGUGUGUUUGUGUUUAAAUGCAGGGGAGGGAAGACUUCAGGCUUUGAGGUCUUCCAGCAGGAGCCAAGUGCAUAAUAGUAGUUAAUUCAAUUUCCUUAAUUCUACAUGUAUCUUGGCCAAGGGAUUUGUUUUCAGUAGCAGAAAUGCGAUUCCACCUCUUUCACACAGAAACGCAAUGCUUCCUUCAUUUUAACAGCCUGGAAUAUGCAGGGAAAGCCCUACCUAGAGAUGCAAGGGAUUGAACCCGGGGCAUUCUGCAUGCACGGCAGAUGUUUUUAUUGCAGAAAAGUGGCAAAUUUCUGGGUGACGGUUCAGUUGCGUCAGCAACGUUUUCUGGCUCCCACUCAAACAACAACGACGAAAAGGCUUUCCUUCAUCAACUCUUUUAAGGGUCAUCCACACUUUGCUUGUCCCAGGCUUUGAGCAGUUUUCUAUUUGCCUUUUCCUGGGAAAACCUGCUCUUUAUCACCGAAUCGGAGCAAGCAUCAAUUUGCGGAAACCCUGAUUUACUGCAGUUCAAUGGUAAAGAGUGGGUUUUCCUGUAGGGAAGCGGCUGGACAAGAAGAAGUGUGGAAGUCCUUUGUCUCAGCCUAUCCUGUCUCACAGGCUUGUUGUGAGGAUAUGAUAGGGAGUGGGAAAACUUAUGUACACCACCCUGAAACCUUUGCAUGAAAGAUGGGAUAUAAAUGUAAUAAAUGAAUAAGUUUAGAAACAAGCCUGUUUCUGCUUGUAGGUGUGAAUUUAUUUCUUUUUGCAUGGCUUAUUAUGGGGUGCGCUAGGUAAUCCGUACUACUCACUGCCUGUCCAAACCAUCAUUGUGUACCUUCUUCAAGUUUGUGGAUCUCAAGAGUCUUUUAGGCCAUGUAAAGGUAAAGGUAAAGGGACCCCUGACCAUUAGGUCCAGUCGUGACCAACUCUGAGGUUGCGGUGCUCAUCUCGCUUUAUUGGCCAAGGGAGCCGGCGUACAGCUUCCGGGUCAUGUGGCCAGCAUGACUAAGCCAGAGCAGCAUGGCGAACCAGAGCAGCACCCGGAAACGCCUUUUACCUUCCCGCCGGAGUGGUACCUAUUUAUCUACUUGUACUUUGACGUGCUUUCGAACUGCUAGGUUGGCAGGAGCAGGGACCGAGCAACGGGAGCUCACCCCGUCGCGGGGAUUCGAACCGCUGACCUUCUGAUCGGCAAGUUCUAGGCUCUGUGGUUUAACCAACAGCGCCACCCGCGUCCCUUUUAGGCCAUGUACACACCAUGUAUUUAAAAGCUUGUUGUUUUCCCCAAAGAAUGCUGGGAACUGUACUCAGGUAAGGGUGCUGGGAACUGUAGCUCUGUAAAGGCCUUAAGUUACCAAGAGUGUUUGCGGGAGAUACUGUUGUUGGCGUCAUUCUGCCUCAAGAGACAAUGGAGUGUGCUUCCGGGGGCGGAGUCAAUCUGCUGCAUUAGCAGCACUGAAUUGGUCUCUCAGGGCAUGAGCCUGGGCAGUGUGUAUGGAGAUCCUGGGCUGUCUCGCUGAUGUGAUCCAAAGGAAAGCAGAGCAAUAUGUUUGGCAUAAGCCUGGCUGCAGGAUGUGACAGAAGCUGGCAUACAAGGCACCAUCCAACCGUCUUGGGGAUCUGAGUAGGGCUUGCUCCUUAGCUUUUUCUUCUCCUGAAGAUAUCCUUCAAGGCAGCAGAGGUUUAGGACUAGAGUUUUACUUCUCCUAGAUGGGCUCCCUUCCCAGGUUGAUGAGCUCCACCUGCACAGCAUGUGCAAAAACUGCCUUCUUUUUUUUUUUUUAUAAUGAUAUUUAUUAAAGUUUCACAAAAAUACACAGGACAAAGAAAAAAGUAUAAAGUACAGCAAAAAAGUAGAAAAUAAGAAUAAACAUACAAAAUAAAACAGUUAAAAACACAAUAAUGUUCCAUAACCUAUCUUCCUUACUCUUAUUUCCCCGGACCUCCUCAUACCUCCCUUCUUUGUAUUCCAGUUCCAUUUGUUGGUUCAGCAAAUCCUUACCAUUAAUCUUUUACCCAAUUGUUAACCUUUUUUUCUUUUUCCAUAUCUCUUAAAGCAUUACAGCUAAAAACCUCUUAGUUUCUAUCCAACAUCCUUCUAAAGUUCCUUAAUUUUGCAACAUUUCUGUAAAUAGUCCUUAAUUUUUUCCCAGUCUUCUUUCACCGAUUCUUCUCCCUGGUCUCGGAUUCUGCCGGUCAUUUCCGCCAAUUCCAUGUAGUCAAUCACCUUCAUCUGCCAUUCUUCCAAAGUGGGUAGAUCUUGUGUCUUCCAAUACUUUGCAAUAAGUAUUCUUGCUGCUGUUGUAGCAUACAUAAAAAAAGUUCUGUCCUUCUUUAGCACCAGUUGGCCGACAAUGCCCAAGAGAAAGGCCUCUGGUUUCUUCAGAAAGGUAUAUUUAAAUACCUUUUUCAGUUCAUUAUAUAUCAUUUCCCAGAAAGCCUUAAUCUUUGGGCACGUCCACCAAAGGUGAAAGAAUGUACCUUCAGUUUCUUUACAUUUCCAACAUUUAUUGUCGGGCAAAUGAUAGAUUUUUGCAAGCUUGACUGGGGUCAUGUACCACCUGUAUAUCAUUUUCAUGAUAUUCUCUCUUAAGGCAUUACAUGCCGUAAACUUCAUACCUGUGGUCCAUAACUGUUCCCAGUCAGCAAACAUAAUAUUAUGUCCAACAUCUUGUGCCCAUUUAAUCAUAGCAGAUUUCACCAUUUCAUCCUGAGUAUUCCAUUUCAACAGCAAGUUAUACAUUCUUGACAAAUUUUUAGUUUUGGGUUCUAACAAUUCUGUUUCUAAUUUUGACUUUUCCACUUGGAAGCCUAUUUUCUUAUCCAAAUUAUAUGCCUCCAUUAUCUGAUAGUAGUGGAGCCAAUCUCUCACUUUAUUUUUAAUUUUUCAAAACUCUGCAAUCUCAAUUUAUCUCCUUCUUGCUCCAAAAUUUCCCAAUAUGUCGGCCAUUUGGCCUCCAUAUUGAGCCUUUUCAGAGCUUUUGCUUCCAUUGGUGAUAGCCACCUUGGGGUUUUAUUUUCCAAUAAGUCUUUGUAUCUUAUCCAAACAUUAAACAAUGCUUUCCUAACAAUAUGGUUUCUGAAUGCUUUGUGUGCUUUGACCUUAUCAUACCAUAAAUAUGCAUGCCAUCCAAAUACAUUGUUGAAACCUUCUAGAUCCAAAAUGUCUGUGUUUUCAAGAAGUAGCCAUUCUUUCAGCCAGCAAAAAGCUGCUGAUUCAUAAUAAAGUUUAAAGUCUAAAGUCUGGCAGGGCAAAUCCACCUCUUUCCUUGGCAUCAGUUAAUAUCUUGAAUUUUAUUCUGGGCUUCUUGCCCUGCCAGACAAAUCUAGAAAUAUCUCUCUGCCACUUCUUGAAACAGUCCAUCUUAUCUACAAUUUGUAAUGUCUGAAACAAAAACAACAUUCUAGGCAAUACAUUCAUCUUUAUCACAGCAAUACGGCCCAGCAACGAGAGUUUCAAAUUUGACCAAAUUUCUAAAUCUUUUUUCACUUCCGUCCAACAUUUUUCGUAAUUAUCUUUAAAUAAAUUCCCGUUUUUGGCUGUCAUAUUAAUCCCCAGGUAUUUCACUUUCUUUACCACAUUCAAUCCUGUCUCAUUCUGAAACCUCUCUCUUUCAAUCGGUGUUAAGUUUUUCUCUAAAACCUUAGUUUUUAACUUGUUCAAUUUAAAACCUGCCACCUGACCAAAUUCCUGAAUUAAUUCUAAAACUCUUUUAGUACUAGAUUCUGGCUCCUGUAACGUCAAUACUAGGUCAUCUGCAAAUGCUCUCAAUUUGUACUGCCUUCUUGUUCAAUUUAAAACCUGCCACCUGACCAAAUUCCUGAAUUAAUUCUAAAACUCUUUUAGUACUAGAUUCUGGCUCCUGUAACGUCAAUACUAGGUCAUCUGCAAAUGCUCUCAAUUUGUACUGCCUUCUUGACCAUUGGACCCACUAUUGGCCUCAUCUGCCCACUCCACUAGAGCCUGUCUUCACAUGCAGAAGAUGCUCCUAACUCGCUGAGGGUUUGAGACCCAAUGGCUACCCUCACCUGGUUUAGCCAGUCGAAGCCAUUUUCUGGGAGUGUGGCCACUGUUGCAGGCUGGCACCUAUAGGAGCCACAGGUGAGAGCUAGUGCACGGUGGGGACCAAAGGUGGACAAAUCACUCCAGAAGGAACACAAUGUGUCCCCCACCAGAGGUACUGCCCCUCCCCUAAGACACCAUGUGGAAGAUAAUGUGCUUCAAAUGUAUGGUGUGUAUGCAGCCAUCAUGGGGGAAAAACCCAAUAGAUCCACAAGCCUGAAGUCUCUGCCCCCACCCCAUGCCAUGUCUCCAAUAUGAAAGGGCUCAGUGGCAAAGCAUCUGUUUUGCAUGCAGAAGGUCCCAGGGUUAAUCCCCAGUGUCUCAGAGUAGGGUUGAGAACAUCUCCUGCCUGAAACCCUGAAGAGCGUCUGCCAGUCAGUGUAGACAAUACUGAGCUAGGGUGAUCAAUGCUCUGACUCAGUGUAAGGCAGCUUGCUAUGUUUUGUUUUCACAUGGUUUUUCACCAUUUUCACAUUCACCAUUAUCACAUGGCUUUUCACCAUUUUCACUAUUUUCCACUAUUAAUAUUUAUUCUGUCAGGGUAGGCUUCUCUGAGUCAGGUGGGCCAACUGUCUGACUCUGGUAUAGGACAGUUUCUUGUGUUCCUACAGCGCUUCACCAGCUUCCCCUUCACCAAAGGCCGAAUUCAUGGUGGAGGCUUAAAAACUGUAGGGAACGUAACUGACCCUGCCAGCCCCCUCAGCUGGUUCAGCCUCAUUCUUCAGCUUCUUGGUGACAUAGGACUGUGGAGGAUGGGGCCCUGAUCCAUUCUUUUCAUAUCUCUCCCAGACUGCUCAGACUGCUCUGCUGCCUUGUCUCUUUUCACUCUCUCACAACAGUGUACAGUGGUGCCUUGCAAGACGAAAUUAAUUUGUUCCGCGAGUUUUGUCGUCUUGCGAUUGUUUUCGUCUUGCAAAGCACGGUGUCGGGAAAGUUUUGGAAAAGCUUCAAAAAUCACCAAAGUCUUUAAAAACCUCAAAAAAGGCUACCACACCGCAUUCUAUGAGUUGCUCCUCGAAGUCAAGUCGCAACUGUACUAACGGUGUUAAGAAAAAGGAAACAAACUUGCAAGACGUUUCCGUCUUGCGAACGUAGGGAAAAUCGUCUUGCGAAGCAGCUCAAAAAACAAAAAACCCUUUCGUCUAGCGAGUUUUUUGUCUUGCGAGGCAUUCGUCUUGCGGGGCACCACUGUAGUUCCGUGGCCACAAUCCUCUCCUCAGACCUUUGGGUCUCUCUUCUGAGGCCCUCUCUGUUAAUGAUGGGUGACUUGCAUGGGCGUAGCCAGGAUUUUUGUUGGGUGUGGGCAGGCCUUUUGUUGGGAGGGCAGGGUCAGAGCCUGCUAGCUUAGUCUUUUUAUUGAUUUGGGGCGGCGGCAGCUGCCCCUCCCUACCCCCCCCCCCGCUAAACCCAUGGUGACUUGGCGUUGAUCAAGUUGGCACCAGGAUACCUUAAAACUCAGUACUGUAGAUGGGUUUUUGUUUUUGCAUGAAUGUUAGUGCAUUAACUCCUAGAUAUUUUUUAAAAAAUAAAAAGUAGCAUGUUUUUGAGACUUUUGUGAGGAUUUCUUUGUUUUGGAGGGCAAAAAUAAUCAAAAUCAUAACGGAAUCCCCAUCCCUCUGAAGCCCAGAUAUUUUUGUGGCAUCUAUUGAUUUCACUGUCUUUUUUCAGAGUGAUUCCCCCUGGCCCCUAUCUUGACUUUUCAUUCAAAGCCCAGGUAUCAAAAUGGUAGAGAUCUUAGGCUCUUCUCUUCUCUCUUUCUCCUCCUCCCUCCGCUGUGCCAACAUUCAGAUAUUGUCUGCCUGGAAUAAGUUCCUAUGUGUUUCGCCGUAACCUUUAUGCCAAUUGGAUCCCCACUCUAAUCUUUUUAGCAAAUAUUGCAGCUGGACCCACUAUACUUGAAUCGUCUUUGAGAAGCAUUGUUCUGUCUUGUCUCUUUCUGUCAGUCUUUCAUUAUAAGUACUACUAAUAGAGAACUGAGUUAUGGCAGAUAUAUAGCUAAAGCAGAGCUACUGAGAGACAGAGAAGAAAGUCAAACAUCUGCAGAAAUAGAAAAAAGUGUAUUGGAGGGAACUUAAGGGAGCAGCUUCUCUAGAAACAGCCAAAUGAAGACUGAGCAUGCUCAUAAUAUGGAAUGUCUAUUCGCUUGGGGAUAGGAUAGAGUACCCUAGGAAAAGGCACAAUUGGCUAGAACACCAGUGCUUCAGACUUUGGGUGCAUGUUCCACUUGUUUCUGCCAGUUUUCAGCUUUUUCAGUAGUUCCAUUGAUGAAGUAUACAUGCAUAUGCUUAUGCACUUCCAUCAGCUCCAGCCAACAUGGCCAAUGAUCAAGAACAAUGGGAGUUGUAGUCCUACAACCUCUAGCCCAUAUGAUGUAGUUCACAAUUGUUAUUUACAGAGCCUCUGCAGUAUAGCGGAUACAAGUCAGAGCUGUAAGUCGGGGACUUCCCAAUUUUAAAUCUUAUCUCUCAGGAAGACUUAGGCAAGCCUCUCUUGACCCUGGUUUCCUCACUGCCCCAACCUGCAGUAGAAUGCUUGGACCUUUUGUAGGCAACUAAAUUUGCAGCAAAACAAUGCAAAAAAGCAUCUUUUGAAACCAGGCUUACUUUAGCUAAUAUAGUAGGUCAGUUGCUUUCAGAGUUUUUGGUUUGCAUUCGCUCGUGUCAACAGGUUACAUCAGAAAUUCAGAGCCUGUGGCUGUCCAAAUGUUGGGACUCUGAAUCCCACCAUCCAUUAACUUUGGCUGUGCUGGCUGGGGCUGAAGGUAGUUGGAGUCCUGCAACAUUUUCUGGAGGACCACAGCUUCCUUAUCCCUGAGUUAAAUGAACGUGUAGUAUUCUUGCUCAGCUAUGCUAAACUCUUAAUCUUCCUUCUAGCUCUGAGAACUCUGCAGCCAGAGACUGGGAGCUGCCUUCCAACCUGGGGAUAACGAUGGAGGCUGUUGACUUGUCCUUCCUUUCGGAGGCUGAGAGGGAUCUGAUCCUCCAGGUCCUGCAACGAGAUGAAGCACUGCGGAAAGCAGAAGAGAGGAGAAUCAGGUGAGAGCCCAAAUGGCUCAGGGGUCAAGAGGGAGGCAAGAACACCGCUGCCCUUGCUUUGGAGAACUGAGCUGGUGUAGGAAUAUAGCCGAAACCUUUGCUGCUUGCUUAAGAUGACAAAAACAAGGGUGUUUGCAGGUUCCUAUUGGUCUGCUUCAGCUUCAUGGGUUGUGCAUUGUACAGGCCUGCCCUGAAGAAGUCUGGGUGAUUCAGAGUCGUUUUCCCAUCAUAGGGAUCUGCCUCAUACUGCGUCAGACCAUUUGUCUGUCUAGACGAUUUGUUGUCUUGGAAGCUUUCUUCUGUUUGCAACCUUUGGGAUCCAAAGCACUGUUUGGGGUUUUUGUCAGGAGGACAGUGAGGUACUGUCCAUGUGCCUAAGAUUGCCCAUCUCAUCAUCUCCCUGCUCAUUGCUAAACUCUGUAAAAUUGCCCAGUUUUUAUCUUUUCUUCCUCAGUGGUUGCUCUUAUAUUCUGUUUUGAGGCUCUGCCGCCUCUGUCUCUGCACUUACGUGGGCUAAGCUAGAGCACCAGUGAAAAAUAUUUUGCUUUAUUCAUCUCUGUGUAAGAUUUGUUACCUGCCCUUCACCAGAAGGGCCUACAAUGAAAAGUAUGAUUAUAAAAAACAAAUUGCAAUUAUGAAAGAUAUAAAACAAUUCCAAAUGGAACGGAACAGUUUAUUAGCAUAACUCUUUCUCUCUCUGAUAUACCAGUUAAUUACAUUAGACUUGGUGUUUAUUACACAAGGGACGUUAUCCCUUAUUUUAUGUCUUUUAUUCAUUGCUUAUUACAAGAGUCUCAAAGCAGCUUAAAACAAAUUAAAAAUGCAGCAAGUAACCUAAGGAAAAUAACUAAAUUAUUUAUUACUGCAUUUAUAUAUUUUUCUCUAAGGAGCACAGUGCUUCCCCCCUACCUCAUUAUAUUAUCACAGCAGCCUGUGAGGUUGGUAGAUCUGGGUUUGAGCAGAGGUUUUCCCAGGCCUCCUGCUACUUAACUGAAAGGGCCAGGCUAAGUCCUUCUGCAUGCAGGUCAGCUUCUGUGCUGCUGAGCCGUGGCCCUUUCCAGUCAGCAGAGGUACAGGCCACGUUCCUUAGCUUCUCACUCUCAUCUCCAUGUAGUACUCCUGAUAUAUAUACCUAGUCUUUUUCCCCAAGAGGCAUUCAAGGUGGUUUACAGAUAAAAAUAAGAACAGCUUAAAACAUUUGGUGGGGGGAAACGGUAAUUAAAAAAUAAUGAAACAUUAAUAGAAUUAAAACUCUGCAAAUAAUUACAGGUGCCCCCCCUUACAUGGGGGUUACGUUCCAGGCCCCCAUGCGCAUAAGGGAAAAUUGUGUAGGUGGGGCGCAACCUCUAAAAAGCCUCUAAACGCCCAGGUUUUCCUGCUCUCCAGAUCUCUCUCCCCACACAACUCUCCCUUCAACUAGAGUUGAAGCUCUGGGACCGGUUGGAGGCUGUGCAGAAAGCAGCUCCUCCUCCUCCUGAACCAAUGCACACAUCAGCUGUUAGGCAGGGAGGCUGAGCAGAGUAAACAAAGCCCUACCGCGCCUCCAGUCUCUUUGGGGCUUCCUCCGCCCUCACUGACGUCCUCUUUGGGGAGAGUCUCCUCGCGAGCCACGAGGACUCUCCAGCUCUCUCCUGCCAUUGCCUGGUAUGAUUCUAUUUCUGCAUUUACCUCCCAGCGCUGCGCAUGUGUGCGGUUGCGCACUAGUUAAUCAUGUGUAUAUGGGAUGAUGCCUAUACAAUAAAAACAGCAGGGCAUCAUUAGAAGCAACCAAUUCAUCAAAGCCUGUUGGGAUAAGGAGGUCUUCACCUCCUGGCAGAAGGACAGCAAGGAGGGAGCCAGUCCGACUUCUCCAGGGAGGGAGUUGCGCAGUCUGGGAGCAGCCACUGAGAAGGCCCUCUGCCGUGUCCACGCCAAGUGAGGGUGGUGGGACCGAGAGAAGGGCCUCUCGGAACCUGAUCAGGUUCAACUGAGGGCAUACUCUCUUUCAGAUAGCUUAGACCUAAGAGUACCAUCUUCACAGAUGCAAGCCUUAGCUGGACCAACCAGCGCCUGGAUUUCUGGAGCGGAUGCUGUGAGAUGUAUGGGAACUUAGGCUCCCUUCCUUUGUAUGUGGUAGUCUUUAGUCAUUCCCGCUUUGUGCUCCUUGCAACAGGCGCCUGAAGAAUGAGCUGCUGGAGAUCCGCAGAAAGGGAGCCAAGAGGGGAAGCCAGCGCUACAGCGAGAGGACGUGCGCCCGCUGUCAGCAGAGCCUGGGGCGGAUCAGCCCCAAAGCCAAUACUUGCCGUGGCUGCAACCAUCUGGUGUGCAGGGACUGCCGCUCCUAUAGCGCCAACAGUUCCUGGCGCUGCAAAGUCUGCACCAAGGAGGCGUAAGUUCGGCAGCUUGAGUUUGCCAGUGCUGCUUCCUGUCCUUGUGCUUCCUGUUCCUUGUCUCUUCCAGCUGCGGCUGUUUAUUGCAAGAUUCUAGCCCUCAAUAUUUACGCACAACUUGUUUUGUCUAAAGGCUUUAGGAUUCAGGAGUUUUAACUGUCCUGCUCAAUAAUUUAAACCUCUGUGCAUUCUUUUUAUUUUCCUUUGUAGAAAAGCACGGUGAAUACAGUUAGCAAGGCUGGGUUCUUGCCGCCAAGGCCAUGAGACUGGUACAAGAUUUAUUGAGCCAAUAAUGUUGCUGUGGAAUUGUUUGGGCAGUGGGAGGGCCCCAUGCUAACACACCCUUGAUAACUACCUACAGGGGAGCUUUGCUGUUCUUGCUGCAAAGCUGUGUCUGCAAAAUCCCAAAGUCAGCAACAAAACAUCUAUAGGUUUCCAUAAAUUGUCCCCCCCAUACAUUAAUGAGGGCUAGAAACUUGGGGUGUUUAGUUUAAUAAAACAACAACUCAGGAAGCCAAAUUCUAUUAUACAUAGUUGUGUAAUCAUCCAUGCUUCAGGAAAACUAAGUGAUGGUAAAAACUGAGCUGAACAUAAGUGAUUAAAUUGUUACAGAUGGUCUUUUGCAGCACUCUUUUCUCUCUCUCUCUCUCUCUCUGUGCAGGGAGCUGAAGAAAUCUACUGGUGACUGGUUCUAUGACCAAAGAGUAAAUCGAUUUGCUAGCAGGCUGGGCAGCGACAUCAUUCGAAUGUCUCUUCGGCGCAAACCACAGGGUAGGAUUUCUUGACAGUUCUUGGUCUGAAGAGGAGCAAAGAGUCUGUAGCUGCUGGUUCUUAUGCAGGAUUUUUGUUUGUAUUUUCCAAUUAAACAUAAUCAAAAGUUGCCCCAAAUAACUUAUUAGCUGACAAUUCAUGUCCUGGUCAGCAAACUCUUUACAUUCUCCACACUCUCCCCACCCUUUUAGAAAUCUAGCUUGACUUGCUUACUUGAGCUAUCUGUAUCUUCUCAAUAUCCUGUGUAUUUUCAUUCUUCAGCCAUGGUGAUGGCAUGGGCUGCUGAGAAGGAAGGGAGGCAAGCAAGCAAGCAAGCAAGCAAAGCAGCCUUACCAACCCCUCUUUCUUCCUCCUUGCUGCCACCAAAUGGAUGUCUAUUUUUUUCCUGACUUCCUCCAUUGAAUAUUUUGGACAUGAAUUGGCCCAACCUACUCCUGAUACAGUGGUACCCCUGGUUACAAACUUAAUUCAUUUUGGAGGUCCGUUCUUAACCCGAAACCAUUCUUAACCUGAGGCGCGCUUUUGCUAAUGGGGCCUCCCACGUCCGCUGUGCCGCCGGCACGUGAUUUCCAUUCUCAUCCUGGGGCAAAGUUCGUAACCCGAGGUACUACUUUGGGUUAGCAGAGUUUGUAACCCGAAGCGUUUGUAACCUGAGGUACCACUGUACUGGGUAAAGUGGCACAGCCCUUGGGUGUGGGGUAAAUGACAAGGCCUUGGACCAAGUUUUUCUGAAACAAAUUAUUCUUUGCUUACAGUUUUAGGAAGACACCAAGUUAAACAUCAUUUGAGGAUAUCAUUUGAGAAAAUGAUUUUAGACGGAAAAAAAGUUUGAAAAGCAAGCAAAUAAGCAGAGAGAAACUCUGUCAGCUACUGUCUUGUAUUCUUUUGUUCAGCUACUUUGUUUUAUUCUGUAUUUAUCCAUUUACAUUGCUCAGUCCAGCUUCUGGGUCCCUCAGAAUUCCCCCCCUCCUCCUUCUGGCUCCUUUCUGCUCUAAUGGUCUCACUAUUCAACUUUCUAUAACACUGGUUCCACAAUAACUGCAUUAACCAGUUUUCUAGCUUAUAGACAGUAGCCUUAUUUGCACAUAAAACUAUGGCAAAUGAUGCUUUAGCCUGAACAAGCAAGUGUGCUGGUGAGCAGUCAGAAAUCUGUGGUAGUUUUGCUCCUUCCUUGUUUGUAUUGCUGCUGCAUCACUGGAAGCUAAGCCAUGAUUUGGCACACCUGAACCUGUGCUUAUGGUUUGUCUCCCCCAAACAAAUUGUGACCACAAGCUCACAAAAUAAUAAUAAUAAUAAUAAAAAAUACUGGGCACAGUUUGUACUCUAUCUGGAACGAGACAACCCAUAAGCCUGAGUACAGAUGUAAUGCUAAGCCAAACCAAACCAUGGCUUAAUUCCUGCUAGUGUGGCAGCAGCAGGAACAGGGAGGAUCAAAGCAGCUGCAAUUCCCCCCCACCCCCAUGCAUCAACUUGUUUGCUUGUUCAUUCACUCCUAAGUCAUGGUUUGCUUUGGUGUUAACAGUUAAUGAGGCCAAAAAAAAUAUUUGAAAAAAUCACUCCCCCACUCAAAGAUUCUAACUUUUCAGAAGUUUCCAUUUGCUCCUAAUUGCCAAGUUCCUAGGAUGAUAGGAGUGGUGUUUUUGACAAUAUAUGGAGGGCUAAAGAUUGGCUAGCUCUGCACUAUAUAUAGCCACUGAGUGAACUGGGUUUGACACGGGUGGCACUGUGGUCUAAACCACUGAGCCUAGGGCUUGCCGAUCGGAAGAUCUGCGGUUCGAAUCCCCGCGACGGGGUGAGCUCCCAUUGCUUGGUCCCAGCUCCUGCCAACCUAGCAGUUUGAAAGCAUGCCAAAAAGUGCAAGUAGAUAAAUAGGUACUACUCCGGCGGGAAGGUAAACGGCGUUUCUGUGCGCUGCUCUGGUUCGCCAGAAGCGGCUUAGUCAUGCUGGCCACAUGACCCGGAAAAACUGUCUGCGGAAAAACGCCAGCUCCCUUGGCCUGUAAAGCGAGAUGAGCACCGCAACCCCAGAGUCAUUAUUGACUGGACUUAACUGUCAGGGGUCCUUUACCUUUACCGUUACCUUAUAUAAAUGUUAACUAUUGAAUGAACCUACCUCUCAAGGUUGUUAGCUGGGUGGAAGAUGCAUCCUGUGUACAACCUUGAGUUCCUUGUGGGGGAAAGGUGAGGUGGAAAUGUCAUGAAUAAAUGGGGACUGCUCCCAGUAUGUGUGCAUUGACCCUAAAAGGUUUGUUAUUUUUAUCCCUUCUCUUUUAGCUAACAAAAGGGAGACAGCAGGGCAAGCUCUUCUGCAGAAGGCCCAGCUCACCGAUACCAAAGGUUCCUCCAAGGCGGCACCAAGGAGUCCCCAGCAGCAACGCAAGGAUCCCAGGUGACUCUCUCUCUCUCCCACCCACCCCUUCUUGCUCCACCAUGCUGGGGCUGUUGCAGCAACAGGAGUCUGUUUCAUUCCUCUCACUAGCAGCAGUGAAUAUCAAAGCACAUGAAGGGAAAAUAUCAGCAUACUUACAUUCCUUCAAGUAUGCAGGAAGUGUAUAUGCCAGAGGUUUUCAACCUUUUUGGUUCACAGCUCCCUUGGCCAACUACAUUCUUUCUGCAGCACCCCUGCGGGGCUCAGGAGCCCAGUUAUAUUACCCCUUGCCGAAAGAACCAGCAGCCCCUCACCACUUUUCGAACACCCUCCCUUGUUGAGUGUUCACUCAGCCUCCUCUCUUCUCCCCUCUCCUUGGGAGUCCUCCGAGCAGCCACUGGUGCCACCCAUGGUCUCUCAGCUGCCCAGCCUGCCCCCAAAGAGAGGUGCUUCCUCACACUGCCCCACAGGGACCUGGGAAGCAGUCCCUGGCCAGCCCCGGAGGCACCAUUCACCUGGGGAGUUUGUAGCCAGGGCUGCUGCAACAAACAGCCAAUCAAGCCUUUGGAAGGCAGAGAUGCGGGAGGGCAUCAAAGGAAGGAAAGGAAGGAAAGAGGGACAGAGGCCAGUGUUGCUACAGCACAUUGGUUGAAAAGCACUGGCCUAUGCAUUUUGGGACGCGGUUGGCACUGUGGGUUAAACCACAGAGCCUAGGGCUUGCCGAUUAGAAGGUCGGUGGUUCGAAUCUCCGUGACGGGGUGAGCUCCCGUUGCUUGGUCCCUGCUCCUGCCAACCUAGCAGUUCGAAAGCAUGUCAAAGUGCAAGUAGAUAAAUAGGCACCACUCCAGCGGGAAGGUAAACGGCAUUUCCGUGCGCUGCUCUGGUUCGCCAGAAGCGGCUUAGUCAUGCUGGCCACAUGACCCGGAAGCUGUACGCCGGCUCCCUCGGCCAAUAAAGCAAGAUGAGCACCGCAACCCCAGAGUCGGCCACGACUGGACCUAAUGGUCAGGGGUCCCUUUACCUUUACCUAUGCAUUUUGCAUUUGCAUGCAGGCAGUUUUCAGGAUGCAAUUGCAUUUUAAGAACGGAGGUUUAGAAUAGCUGUAAGAAGGAAAGGUCUGCCGUUCAGCUGUGCAUUGAUGAAAUAUGCCGCACAUUUCAUGGAAAAUAGCCUUGUGUAUGAUGAGUGUGUUGUAUGUCUCCUCCUCCCCCACCUAUUACUGGAACAGAGACCCCCAACAGCUUUUCUACUGAGAUAAUAGAGUUCUUCUUGCGCAAUGUUCUCCACAUCUGGUGUAGACAGUGAUGAGCUGGGUAGAUCAAUGAUUUGACUUUGUGUGAGACAGCUUCCUAUGUCUUUGUGUUCUCUGCUGCCUGGUCCUUUGAACUAGAGAUGCCAGGGAUUGAACAUGGGCCCUUCCACCAAGCCCCUUAUUGCCGUUCACCUGUCUAGACUGUUUCUUCCAGCUUGACCCCUGAUCACUUGGAGCUCCGAGAUGCAAGGAGUGACACAGAAUCCACUGAGAACAUGAGUCUGGAUGGCUUCCGCGCUGUCUCUUCUCCUACAGCUCCUGGCCCCAGGUUUGAAAAGACCAUUUCCGAUUCCUAUAAUGUGUAUAUCCCAAUCUGUAAGGGAAUCUGUGGCUCUCCAGAAGUUGCUGAACCACAACCCUAAUAAUUUCUGACCAUUGACUAUGCUGGUUGGAACUGAUGGGAGCUGGAAGUCCAACAACAAUGCUCUCUAAAACUAGUUAUUUUCUCCAGCCAGUUGAUUCUUACUAAUAUCCAAAACCACCACUUUUCAGAAUGAGCAAUUAUUUUUAUGCCAGCGGUUUGUGACAUGAUGCAAUUCACUUGUUUUCUGUAGUGUCUUUUGAAUGUUUGAAAAGAAUCAUACGGUGAUGGAAUCCAGAGGUACCAUAGGACAAUUCCUGCGCUGUUUGAGCAGUGCUUUCCACCACAGUUAAUUUCUUUGCUGAGACAGAGGGUGUACACAGCCUGCCUUUUAUGUGCCCUUCAGCUUUUUCUCACCUGGUUUGCUUGUAGCAAGCUAAACGUAGAGAGAUCCAUAUCAACUUCAUGUAAAUCUCCUGCGAUAUGACUUGCUAUGAUAACCUAUGAAUGUCACUUCUAUUUAGUGAACUACUGGAUGGCCUAGAUAAUGGAGGUUGCAUUGUGCUUUUUCCCUAUCUGGUUGGAUAGCCACCUGCCAUGUUCUAGUUGAGAUUCCUGCAUUGCAGGGGGUUGGACUAGAUGGCCCUCGGGGUCCCUUCCAACUCUAAGAUGCUAUGAACUUCUGGUGGGAGAGAGCCACAACUUGCCCAUCCUUGUUUUAGAAUGUGCUGCUUUAGAAUCACAGGAGCAUUCUAGGCUGUUAAAUCUGUUGAGCUCAACUGGGGGAAGAGGAAUGGAUGAGGUUUGAUUAGAGGGAGAGAAAAGGGAGGUAAGUUGGGGGACAUAAAAGCCCUUUUUAGACUUUCCUCCCUAACUCUUUCAUAUAUCGAAUGCCUGGGGUGGGGGUGGCUUGCUGGGGGUCAGGAUAUUGCCUGCAGAACCUGUGCCUCUGCUUUUGGGGUGGUCCUCAGUGAGCUCAUGCUGGGAAAUAACUUCAUGCAUGGUGCAGAGAAAGAAAGCAGAGUUUUAUUUUCUGCCUCCGGUCAUACUACAAAUCAAGCAUUGACCAGCCUCCUUUCCCAUCCUGACCAGCCUUCUAGAUAUUGUUGAUCUUCCUGAUCUUCCUGAUCUUAGGUGGGGCUGAUGAGAGCAGGAGUCCAGAAACAUCUGGGGGGGGGGGGUACAGGUGGGGGAAGGCUGAAACAGACAAAAGGAAAGAUCUAUUGACCCAAUGCAAUUUAUGGAAUUCGUUGCUGCACAACAUGUGGCAGUUAGCUAAGGCUUUAAAAGGGGAUCGCCUAAAUUCAUGCAGGUUUACAGCUGUUGCUAAAUGGAAGGGUUAGUGGUUUUUCUUCUUCUGUGCCUCAGCUGAUCCCAUUCUCAGUGUGACUGCAGAAAUUUCCAGGCAGGCAUACAGUUCCAUUUCCAAUCCUCGCAUAUAAGCUUCCUGCUUUUCCUCCCACAAAUGUUCCAGGAAUUUUAUUGGUUCUGCUUUGGCUGGGCUAUAGAGCAAGAGCACCCUUCAGAUAGCAGUCGUGUGAUAACAUUGAGGAAGCAGAGCAGAGCUACUAAUAAAGCAGAACAAUGUGCAGAUCACUAAUUCACUAUUAUUGCGUUGAUGAUGCAUUGCAGAAAACAACUGCAGAAAACAAGUCUGGCGGGUACCCUGUUCAGAGAGAUGAAUGUCCUUGGUCUGCUCUAGGAAAAAUGUUCUUAUGAUCUCCCUGCUUUUUGUUUCUUUGCAGCCCUCAACAAGAGAGGACAAAAGCUAUCAGCCCUUCAGGGUCCAAUGCAUCCAGCCUGACGCUCCCCAGCCGCUUCAGAGAGACUCUCCCCUCCGAUUCAGAUGGUGUAGGUUUGCACUGCUGCUUUGCAUGUGGCUUGCUGAAACAACAGGUUUCUUUGCACGUAUUUGGGCACUUUCGUAUGGCGGCAGGUUUCUUGCAGGACUUUCCCUUCCCAGGGCACCCCAACGUUUUUCAUGGGCGUAUGCACAUUGGUCCUUGUUGGUUGUAUUGAUUGGCAGAGUGUAGUAUUGGGUGGGCUAUCGUAACUCAUCUGCACAUCUAAAGCUGCUGGACUCAAAAGUACCAAAAACAGACUUUGGCGCUCGUCCUAAAGCUUGGGCUGGCCAAAUGCUUUUGGGAAUCAGAUUUCCUUACUCUUUCUACCUGCAGCCCAGUGUGUGGGAUGGUGGUUGUGUGAGGGUCUUGUUUAUGUUUUUGUGAUGUUGCCGUAUUCGUUCCUAGGACACUCGUUUGGGGAUCCAAGGUGCAGCUUCAGCUGAUGAGAAUGAAACCUUGUUCAAGAAGAAUCCCAGGAGAGUUCAGAGGCCUUCAGGUAAAAGACCCUUAGAUGCAAUGUUAUGCUGGCCAGGGUGGUGCAGUGGUUAAGAUGCUGUAUUUAAACUGGAGGUAUUCACGUUCAGAUCCUAACUCGGCCAUGAACUUUAUUCAAAGGAAGUUUGGACAAGCACCUGUUUGGGACAAUCCUCUUGGAUUGGGGUGGUGGAUAAAGGGUUAGGUUUGGGUAGUGGUUCUGUGACAUCUUGGCUCUGGGAUGCUGAAAAGGGUAGCUCUCUCUUCUCCUGACCUAUUUCUGUCACAGAAUACACAAAGUCAGUGAUUGACCUGCGACCAGAGGAGCCUGUUAUUGAAAGUGGGCCUCUAGGAGACAGAAGCAAAUCAGUCCCAGGCCUCAACGUUGAAAUGGUGAGUCUCCUAAGGGAGCCUUUUUUAGCCUGAGGCCCACAUUCCCUUCAGGGGAGCCAGGUGUCAGUGGUAGGUAGGCCCAGAAGCAAAAGUGGGCAGAGCAAAAAAAUAUUAAUUUUACCUUUAUACAGUAGGCUAAUUCACCAGAGACCCCCAGAGGACAUUGAACGUUUUUAAGAUGGCACACCUAUGGCAGAGCCAUGCAGAUUUGCCUCCUCCUGUAGGAGAAGCCCCCCACUGCCCCCCAGACUGGCUGUACCUGUAGUGCUCACAGGUGAUGCUGGUUUAGUGCUCUUAAAGCCAGAACCUGAGAUUUUGGUCCCCCCCCCCCUUGGGCAUCAGCUCCCAUUCCUUCCCUCACGCUUCUGACACUGUUUAGGUAGGAAGGGGGAGGUUUUCCUCCACCUUAAAGGGUGGGGUUUCUUUUCUUCCCCUUACUGGUGAUUCACCUUGUAUCCUGCCUUUUUUUAGGCAUUUCAGAGAUUCAGCAUUUCAGAGAUUCAGCAUUUCAGAGAUUCAGGUUACAGUUGUACCUCAUGUUAUGUCCGCUUCAUGUUACAUUCUUUCAGGUUACGUCCCAUGGCGACCCGGAAGUACUGGAAAGGGUUACUUCCAGGUUUUGCUGCUCGUGCAUGCACAGACGCAAAAUGACGUCAUGGGCAUGCGCAGAAGUGGCGAAUUGCAACCCGUGCAUGCGCAGGUGCACUGCUGCGGGUUGCGCUCUUUUCAUGUUGUGAACGGGCCUCCGGAACGGAUCCCGUUUGCAACCAGAGGUACCACUGUACUGAGGAUUCUGCUGAAGUGCAGGAAGACCUCCAAAUAAUGUACUCCACUGAAGUGGUGUGGCUUGGGGAGAGGGAGUGUGGCUUGAGAUUUCCCACACCAAUGUUACGGAAGGUUGUUCCAGAGUCAAAUACUGAGAAGCGCUCUCUGCGUCCUGGGGAUAUUUGAUGUAGGGGUAGUAUUAGUGGACUUCCUUGAAUCUAAAAAAUAUAUAUAUCAUUAUGGGGCAUAAAGGGGGAGGCGGUUCCUUAAGCAGGACCAGCCCAGUCAUAGAGGCAACCCUCACAACCACCUGGGGUGCUGAACUUCCAAGAGCUCCUGCUGUGGCUAUGUCAGUAUUUUGGUGAAAGAACCUCUGUCUUUGCUUUUGGAGGUGGUGCAUAGAUGCAGCUUAGCAGCUCAUUUGGCUGGGUGGUGUGUCAUUUCAUAUGAUACAGUCAAGAGAGCCUUUUGAUCUCCAAUGGCCACCUGGAGGCAUAGGCACAGCUGUAAAAAGAAGUGAUGGUAUGCAAAAUAAAGAUGCACUCAAUAGCUCAUAAUAAAACAAGACACUGGAGGAGGGCAGUGAUGAGCUGGGAGACUUUUGAACUUGCCUGGGGCUGCAGACUGAGCCAUCAGUCUUCCCUUUGGGAAGUUGUGCUGAUGCUGUUUAGGAUGAAGCUCAGCUGUGUGUGUUUUCUUCUCUAGGAAGAGGAAGAGGAGGACAUAGACAGCCUGGUAGAGAUUCACCGGAGAAGGACAGCCAGAUGCAGCAUGCGUAGCGGUACAUCCUCGGUGGGUCCCGGUACCAAUGCCUGUUGCCUAGGACUCUUUUGAAGAAGGGUGGGGAACCUGUGAGACUCCAGCUCCCAUCAGCCCCCAGGCAGCAUGACCAAUGGUCAAGGCUGAUGGGAAUUGUGGUCCCAAGAGGGUGGCAUGGGUUCUCCAUACUUGGCUUGCAGAGCAUAAUGUUCCUUCUUCUGCAUUCCUAUCAAGCCCAAGAUAUUUAUUUAUUACAUUCUAUUUACAAAAAGAAAAUGUCUGUAACAUCAGCAUUAAAAGGGGGGUGGAAUAGAUCGUGGUGGUGAACAGCACAAAAGCGACAGUAGAAUUUCAUUCAUAAAGCAAAUGCAUUGUAAGUGGGUCAGCUUGAUAUGUCACAGGAAAACUGCCUGAUGCUGAGUCUGACCACUGGUCUAUCUUGCUCAGUGUUGUCUACUACGCUGACUGGCAGAAGCUCUCCAGGGUUUCAGACAGAUAUUCCCAAUCCUACCUGAAGAUGCAUGCAAAGCAGAUGCCCUACCACUGAGCUACGGCUCUUCCCCCGUUAGCGCAGCUGGAUUAAGACAGGUGAUCUCCAGGGUAGGGGGGCUUCUUUGCCUCCGUUGCUGUCAGAUAGGACAGUCACUCUUCCUAUCCAUGCAGGAAGUGGUGGAAUUCAGUGAUGGGAUUGAAACUAAAAACAAAAGCUGUGGUGGGACCUUAAGGAUGAGCAGAUUUUUAAAACAGCUUAAACUUUCAAGGAUCAGAGGCCUUUUCACCUCCUGAAAAAAUUAUGCUGUGCCAAAUUAUUAUUGUUGUUCUUAUUAUUUAUAUACCACCCUUCAUCACAAGAUCUAAGGAUGGAUCAUGGGAUAAAAACGCAAGGUAAAAACAUAAGCAAAUAAUUAAAACAAUACCCCCCCAAUCUUUUAACUGCCCUGUUGUUUUGCUACAACAGACUGAACGCUGCCCCCACUUUUUGGAUGGAAAUGUAGGUUGAACGUUUUGGUUAAAAACCUUUCGGAGUUGGUUACAGUAGCUGGUCUGCACGUGCAGCAGAAUCUCAUGGUGACAUUGGUUGAAUCUGGGCCAGGAAGGCAGAAUUCAGUGGAUGGUAAACGAUGCUGCUUCUUUUCUUUUCUCAGAGCACUUUGGGAAGCAUGGUCAGUAUCUACAGCGAGGCGGGCGACUUUGGCAAUGUCUGUGUUACGGGAGAAAUUGCCUUCUCCCUGAGCUAUGAGCAGAAGGUGCAGACUCUCUUCAUCCAUGUGAAGGAGUGUCGCCAGCUGGCCUAUGCUGACGAGGCCAAGAAGCGCUCCAACCCGUGAGUGUGCAUCAUCUUGUACUGGAUGUGUGGGGAGGAGGGACAUUGGACUCUCCUGCUUAUGUGGGUGAGCUUACACCUAGCAGUAGGACAGGAAUAAGUGGUUUGGUUUCCAGCCUGUAGCAACAAAUUAAGUGGGUCGCUUUGGACAUGGUACAGAUUAGUAGCUGAGGAAGCUUGACUAUAGUUUAGAAGUGUAAUUGCAGCAUCAGCUGCUCUCCCUCCUAGAGACAGGAGUUAGAAAGCAAAAGCAGACAACCAGUUGUAAACCGUGUGUUUCCUAGAUUUAUUUGAAAGCUCAGCUUUGGGCCAGGUUUGGUUCUAAAGUACGGUGAAUGCAAACCAUGUGUGUGGUUGUUUUUUUUAAUGUGAUGCCUGAAAUUGAGUUCCGUUGUGUUCACAUGUACUUUUUCAUUUGUUGUAUAAUUUUAAAUUUAAGAAGGAUCAAAAGCAGGUGUAAAAGCGCUUUGAACGAACGAACACACAUUUUAAUCAAACACUCUUCUAGCAUGGUUAAAUGUGGGCUGCUUAAAUGUGGGACAAAAUUGCAGUGCUGUGCUUGCAAGACAGAAUAGUUAUGCGAGAGGAAGUGUGUACAGCACCCUCAAAUGCAUUUUUUUGAUAAAGGCACUGUAUUAUAUUUUAAAAUAUGCCAAUUUGCAUUUAUGGAUUUAUCACAUUUUUUUUAUCCUGCCAUUCCUCCAAGGACAGCUAACAGUGUUCUCUCCUCCUUCUCCAGCCCUUGCCCCAUUUUUAGCAAAAUAGUUUACGCUGAGAUGGUGAGUGAUUCAAGGCUACCUGGUGGUUUUCAUGACUGAGGCUGCAGAGGUUUUAUCUCUGGUUUCCCCAGUUUUAGCCCAGUGCACUACAUUAAGAGCAAUCACGAGGAGGGCUGCAAUCUGUAGUUGAAGUGUUUCACACACCAGUGUGAACUAUCUAAAAAUAUGGGGUAUUUUGGGGUGGGGGUGGCCCUCAGCAAAUAGUUGUUUUUUGUAAGGACUCACUGUGUGGAUACAUCCCGCCUCUCAGCACGCCAAUGCAAUUGCACGGCCACUUUAUCCAAAGCUGCCUGCUUCGCCAGUCUCAUCACCAUUAAACAGAGGUGUGUGGGACCAUGGAAGGAAAGGGAGAUAACUGGGCAAGGUGUAAACCUACAUGUUUUGUCUCUCGCAGGUAUGUGAAGACAUACCUCCUCCCGGACAAAUCCCGCUCAGGGAAGCGGAAAACCACCAUCAAACGGAACACCGUCAACCCACUGUACAACGAGCUGCUCAAGGUGUCUGAGAGUUGUGGGCAGGGGGCUAGCCAGGCUUGUGUAGGUUGUGGUCCUCUGUGGAAGCUAUCCUUGCUAAAUACGCACCCUCUCUUUUUCGUUUUCUUGCAGUAUGAGAUCAGCAAGGCCCUCCUGCUGACGAGGACCUUGCAGUUCUCUGUCUGGCACCACGACCGUUUUGGCCGGAACACUUUCUUGGGAGAGGUGGAGGUCCCGAUGGACACCUGGAACUUUGAGAGCCCGUUGGAGGAGUGCCUCCCCCUGCAUGGCAAGGUUUGCCCCACCCCACUGCUUGCUUCCCUGGUCCCCCUGUCAUGUAGCUUCAGCUGAAACAGGUUUCUUGGGAGCUCCAGGAAGUCUUGCUAAACUCGGUUCUCAAGCUUCUAAUUGCCUCUGUGUUCAGUUGCUGUUUUGGUUUAAAUAACAAACAGGGAAUCUUCCUUGCCACCAGUUUUGUUGUAAUUCCAGUUGCAGGUGAAGAUCUCUCCCAUUUUCGCACAUUUUCAAUCAUUUUAAUUGCUUCUUUUCUCAAUAUUUCAAUUCUUUGAAGCUGCAGCAGAAUUUUUUUGGCCCAGGGAUUGCUCUAUAAUGUUCUUGGUUCGAUUACUUUUUAAAAUAUGUUUUGUUUGUUCUCUUUGCAAGCUGUCCUGGGAAUGUCAAUUUUGACACUGAAAGGGUGGAGGCAUUAUGUACAGUGGUGCCCCGCAAGACGAAUGCCUCGCAAGACGGAAAACUCGCUAGACGAAAGAGUUUUCCGUUUUGGAGGUGCCUCGCAAAACGAAUCUGCUAUGGGCGUGCUUCGCAAGUUGAAAUUGUGGUGCGAGUUCCUGGGGUUUUUUUUCCCUUUUCCCCCUCUUUUUCUAAGUCGCUAAGCCGCUUAUCUGCUUAUCCGAUAAGCUGAUAAGCUGCUAAAAGCCGCUAAAAGCCGCUAAAAGCCGCUAAAAGCCGCUAAUAGCGCUAAUCCGCUAAUCCCGUCAAUGGGCUUGCUUCGCAAGACGAAAAAACCGCUAGACGAAGAGACUCCCAGAACGGAUUCUUUUCGUCUUGCGAGGCACCACUGUAUUCUUUGAGCCGCUCCUCCCUGCCUAUAUAUAUAUGUAUAUGUAUCCUCUAAUUCAUUUUCCUUCACAGCCACUUUAGAAAACCCUCCACCCCAUCUGUAGAACCUGCCGCACAAUAGCCCCCUCCUCCAUAUCUUACACAGAGCCAUCUCAGUGUCAUCUCCUUGCAUCAGUAAAUCCUGCAGGAAUCUGAUUGGUUGUACAACCCUUUUAUUAAUGAUGUGCUAAUAUUUAUCAUUGCCCAUUCCUGUCCUAGAAUGCUGCAGACUCAUCUGCUUCUCCUCAAUACAAAGGCGAAUUGGUGGUUUCUUUGAAGUUCAUUCCACCUGCUAAGCAUGCCAAUGCAGGAAACGGAAGAAAAGGUGAAGAUUCAGUGUAACGCAACCAGUUUCCCCUCUGAAUGCAACAGAAACCAUACAUGUGGCAGCUGUCUGGUUUUCCUCUUUAUUCGUAUCCAAACCUUUCCCCAACUCCAUAAGGUCUAGAAACUUGACUUAAAUUCUGCUAACAAUCGGCUUUUCCAGUUCUGUGUGGUUGGUAGGGUGGCUUUCAUACCAUCCUGGUUAGAGGAAGCUUUGGGACUGGGGAACUCCUGCCGUUCAUGCUCAUCACAGGGGUCUCUUUGUUAGGCAAAAAGGAAGACGGCGGUGAACUUCAGGUCUGGAUCAAAGAGGCCAAGAACCUGACAGCAGCCAAAUCUGGAGGGACAUCUGACAGCUUUGUCAAGGGGUGAGCAAAUGGGAGCUUGCUAAAACUGUAUGAUGGGUGGAAAGGAGGCUGGAGACUGAAGGUUUACAGUUAAUUGUUGCCCUGCCCAGGUGUACCACAGGGGUUGUGUGUGCAUCUGAUUAUAGAAAUAAUUAUUUUGCAUUUCAUGUAGUAUCUUGCACAGCAAUAUGAAAUAAGUGUGCUUGGCUCUGGGUAGCAAUUGAUUUGGGGCUGUGCAAAUCCUUCUGAGUUUUAAAAGGGGAUGGAUCUGAUUCUUAUAGAAGAGAAGCACUUUGACUUUGAACUAUGCAUACGGCGCAUAGUUCUGCUUUUACAGGUCACAGGAAAAGCGCUCGCAGGGUGCCCUCUUGUGGCUGCUGAGAAUUCUCUCCGCAGCUUCUUAAGCACAAGAAAUUUGCAGAGAGAUCUUCAAAAGAUGCUAAGUUUUCUACCCUCCCCCCCCCUUCCAAGCUACCAAUUUCUGCAAGUCCUGGUUGCAGGAGCCUCUUUAAUAAGAGAGAGGCAUUUUUCCCUCCCUGGUCCACAGGUAUUUGCUCCCGCUGAGGAACAAGGCCACUAAAAGGAAGACACCAGUUGUGAAGAAGAGCCUGAACCCCCACUACAACCACACCUUGGUCUACAACAACAUCAGUCCUGAAGAGCUGCCGCACAUCUGCCUGGAGCUUACUGUGUGGGACCGGGAGCCCCUUUCCAGCAACGAUUUCUUGGGAGGAGUCCGACUUGGAGUUGGGAAUGGUGAGGAAUCUUCUUAGGACAUGCAUAUGUGUUUGUGUGGGUGCUCAUGAGUGCACCUGUCCCAUCAAUGGAGAUUAUCUUUUUUAGAUGGAUUAUUCCUCCCACUUGCUCAAAAAAUGGGGCCGUGCCAAUCACUGCAGACAGUUAAGCUUCCACUUAAGCUAGAGACACUCCUGAACCCUAGCUCCCAGCUCCAGUCUAGCCUCCUUCACAGCAGUAGGGUUCUUCUAGGGCAGAGUUCCCCAAAUUUGGGACUCCAGCUGUAGUUGUUUUAAACCACAACUCCCAUCAUCCCUAGCUAGCAGGGUCAGUGGUCAGGGAUGCCUGAAUGCCUGGAGAGCGUUCUUUAUUUCAAAUGGUAUUGCCUUCUGUUCUGUGUACAGGGGAAAGGGUCACAGAAAUAAAGUUGUGGAGCUGGAGGCUGUGGAAUUUAAAUAUCCACCACUGUGCAGUUUUGAUUCCUGGAUGAAAUACCACCACCUGCCUUGCAUAUAGAAGAUCCCAGUUGCAGUCCCUGGACUCUUCUGAUAGGGCUAGGAAUGUCCCCUGCCUGAAACCCUGGAGAAAUGCUGGCAGGCAAUGUAGACAUGACUGAGCUAGAUGGACCCGAUGGGUUGACUCUGCAUAAGGCAGCUUCCUACAUUCCUAAGUUCUUGCUCCUUCAUUCUUUAUAAGGCCCAGUCUUUUCAGCCAUUGCUUUCCAUCCAUGGCUCCAGUCAGUUUUACGUUAGCUGAUGGGCUGCUUUUCCACAGUGAACUCAACACCUGAAUCUGAUCCCAAUAAAACAUUUAACUUAAUUAUCAAAAAUGCAUAACGUAUGCUUGUUACAGAACACUUCAACCCAAGUCAGACAAAAUAAACACUUCAGUAAAUGUAGCAUCCACUAAACAUUACAAUAAAAUAACCUAAAUCUCGAUACAUAACAAGCAGAGAGCUAAAUUUGAAGUUGAUGGGCCAAAAAGUAGAUAUGAGAAAAUAAAUACGCGCAACUAGUACUUGUCUUGCUGCCCUCCCAAGGGGCCACAGCAGGGUACGGGCGGGUCUUCAUAGCGGGCUCCCUCGUUUUUGGCCAUUUCUCUUUCUCUCUACAGACAUCCACAGCGUCCAUUUAAAGCACUCUUAUGCUAUUUUAAACAGUCAUAGCUCCCCCCCCCCCCAAUGAAUCCUGGCAACUGUAGUUUGUUAAUGGUGCUGGCUUUGCAAGGCUACAGUUCCCAGCACCCUUAACAAGGUACAGAUCCCAGGACCCUCCAUGACUGUUAGAAAUGUUUUAAGAUGGCUUUAAGUGGUGUGGAUAUGACACAAUCUCUCUUGUUUUACUGUGAAAAUUUAUAUUGAAACAGAGUUGAAAAACACGCAACGAAAGGGAAGAAUGCCACAUGGAAUUAAAACAAGAGGGCCCACAGUUUAUCUGAGGACAGCUCUAUUAAGCAAAAUCCAGUUCUUUGUGAGGGAGUGUUACUUGAGUAGACGACAUUUGGGGAUGGAGGUGCGACACAUGGUGAUUUUAGCCUUUUCAGUGCUGAAGACAGAACACGGCUGGGCACUCAAAUAAAACAUCAGGUUUAGCAACGCCUUCACAGAUUUUGUAGCUCAUGCUGGCCUAGUGAACUCCUGGUGCACAGCUUAUACCCAUGUUGGGUAUUACACAUGUUCAUUCUAGUGGGUUAAAAAAAAAAGUAUGUAAACAUUACACAGAUAUGAUUUACCUGUCCUGUGACUUUUUUUUGGAGGGGAGGGGGGAAUAACUAAUGGGAAUAGCACCUGCUUUGCAUUCAGUCCCUGGCAUCUCCAGCUAAAAUUAAUUUGGUAGCAGGUGAAAGGUGAGGAAAGACCAUUGCCUGACUGCCUGGAGAGCUGCUGCCUGCCAGAGUAGACAAUACAAGUCCAGAUGGGCAGGGCCUGAUCUGCAACGAGAAACAUGCUCUUGGGACUCCCAUUAUUCCCAGCCAGCAUAGCCAGCGGGGGCAGGGUUGAUGGGAGCUGUAGCCCGGACAGCACCAGGAGGGCCACAGGUUCCCCCCACUCCUGCUCUGUGACUUUGCUAGGGAUACUUGGAUAACCAAAUCAGUUCCAUCAGUUGGUGAGGAUGGUGAAAAUGGACCUUGGCUAUUUUGUGCACUCGGCUGACCUCGCCUUUUUUUCUUUCAACUACUUGUCUCUUCAGGGAUGAGCAAUGGCCAACUGGUGGACUGGAUGGAUUCUACCGGAGAGGAGAUUAGUCUGUGGCAGAAGAUGCGCAAGUACCCCGGAUCGUGGGCAGAGGGAACCCUUCCCCUUCGCCCCACCAUGGCCAGAGCAAGGCCAUAA
Molecule: messenger RNA, 43726 nt
Organism: Podarcis lilfordi (Lilford's wall lizard)
Lineage: Eukaryota; Metazoa; Chordata; Lepidosauria; Squamata; Lacertidae
Source: the annotation of a GenBank genome assembly